Molecule: messenger RNA, 363 nt
Organism: Clonostachys byssicola
Lineage: Eukaryota; Fungi; Ascomycota; Sordariomycetes; Hypocreales; Bionectriaceae
Source: the annotation of a GenBank genome assembly
AUGGUAAACCAGGAGGUCUACAAGGUCACCGAGUACCAACAAUGGAGGGGCCGGAAGCGCCUCAGUGAACUCGUCAGGGAAGUUGAGGCAAUCGCGAUUAGAACGUCUGCACCAAUGAUCCAGCCCCAAGGGGUCAUUGAACUCGACGACAGCGAGAUACACGAUGAGAUCAAGAUCGAAGACUUGGAGGAAGUUCUACGAAGCCACCUUCCAUCCAGGGAGCUGGCUGGUGUUCAAGCCGGAUUGGACAUGCGACACAACGCCAUCCAACCCAAUUGGAUAGACAUUAGGUACCGAUGCCUUAUUCAGAGCGCCUUCGUACAGCUUAUCGUAUACUUUAUUAAGGACCUUCCGGUCAGCUAA